Cordyceps fumosorosea ARSEF 2679 is the source of this 2688-nucleotide messenger RNA. RefSeq lists its product as hypothetical. The record is from RefSeq and is a predicted model, not a curated record. The transcript has 2 exons. Bases 1 to 2688 code for a protein of 895 amino acids. NCBI's taxonomy places the organism in Eukaryota, Fungi, Ascomycota, Sordariomycetes, Hypocreales, Cordycipitaceae.
AUGGCUGCCGAAUACAAGAUCCAUCGACCCUUCACUCUGGCCGUGUUACCGCGCCCGCUUGACCACACCAGAGGCAACAUCUUUGCCAGAGAGGUCUAUGGCCAAAAGGAUGGCUCAAGGAAGAGAAAGAGAACGGAGCUCGUCGUGGGCAUAGAUGGAGAGAAUGCAAGCAUCUACGAUGUCCCGACAUCCCGGCAAAUUACUUCAUACCCGAUCCCUCCCCAAGAAUCCUUCACCUGCGCGCCGUACUCUGUCCGUAUCCGCACUGCCAGUUCCAGCGAUAUUUCCCGAUACACAUACGCAGUGAUGAGCAGCAAAGCGACACAAAAGAUCACACUAUUCAAGGACGUCGUCAGCGCCGACGGCAAAACUGUCUCUACAACAACCUCGCAGGCCUUGAAGAGCUCUCCCGUCAAAUACAUUACCUGCUCCUCCAUGCCGUCCCAACAGUCCUCUGUUGGUGAUGUGAUUCUAGUUUGCAAGUCUGGCGAGGUCAUUUCCCUCUCUAGCGAGACUCUCUCUACGAACUGGACCUCUUUUGCCAAGUCUCCCCUGCAAGAUACUGUUGCUACCAAGAUCAGCGAGCUUGAGAUUGAACACGUUACCUCUGGCAGCUUGAAUGAAUUUACGGAUGGACUGCUCAAGAACAAACCUGAAAUCUGUAGCGCGCUCCCCAAAUCAGUUGAGGCUGGGGAGCCGGAGCUACUGGCUCUCGUUACGAGAAGCCGCACUAAGAAACAAACACUUAGACAUCUGAUCGUUCUCGCGGCCAUGAGGGGCUCGGUAUCCGACAUCGACUUGGUGCCACUGGAAAUCUCGCCGAUCCCAUCCCACGACACUAAGGAGGCUGUGGCCCUGUCCCAGAUCGAUAUUCCGACCGCUACGCUGUUCCAGUUGCAGAACAGUUCCCUCACUAUUUUUGAUCUCUCUGGUGCAAUUCCAAAGCCCAAACUAACCCUCAAUACCGAAGCCGCUACGUCCUUUACCAAGCUAUCUCGACCUUUUGUUGUUUCGUCUUCCCUCGAGACAAUCACACUAUUCAACUACCAAUACGGAUCUAUUCACGCCAAAGUGAAACUGGAUCUUUCAGAACUACCAGUCGAGAGCCAACGGCCCCGGUCCUGCCAAUUCCUGAGCUACGUUCGCAGCCAAGAUAUCGCUGUGGCUCUAGUCGACAAUGUUCUGGUAUCCAUUCAUGUUGAGCCGCCCACCAGCCAUCGCAAGCGUCACCGGGAGGGCAUGUUGAUCGACUCCAUCGGCCGUGGUACUACCCUUGAGGCUACACCAAAGCGGGCGAAGCACUCCAAGUCUGCCGAAUUCUCUCGCUACAUUCCUGGCACUAUGACUGAGUCUUACAUGGCGGACCACAGAGCAGAGUUGUCCAAAGCGGACGAGCUGCUGUUGAAUAACGAACAGGAGAAAUGGGAGGAGUUGCUUCGCGAAAAGUUCCACGUGGCUCACUCUGGCAAAAUUGGUGCGGACUCGAAAGUGAGCGAGGAAGGCGGCGAGUGGUGUUGGCAUAAUGAUGGCAGUAAAUAUGCUGCUGUCGACAGGCGAUGGGUGAUUUAUGCUCUUGGCCAGGUCUUUUCUCUCGAGGCAAACAGCUCCGACGACAUGACCCAACACCUAAGACUGGUACUUCCCGACAGCAAUGUCACGACCUACUUGGUUGUCGCCGGCCACAUGACCAUGUCAAAUCUGCGAUCGACAUUUGUGGAAGAACUGAACGGGGUCGACGACAGGGAGAUCGCUACUGAUCUAAUCAGCUGCAUUACUGACGCAGAGCCGUCCAUGUCACUGCUGCUCAACUAUCUACAAGCGACCAAGCUGGGUGAAACGGAGCUGAUCUUGGCGAUCCGCGCGCUCAUGCUCAGCAUGGACCUUAUACCUGAUACGAGAAAGAUGAACAGCACGAAGCUCCUUACGCAACAGCCACACGAAUCUGGUGACAAAUAUGAGAUGGAUCUGGAUGACCUGGAACGCGAAAUUGCUCUGACGGAGCACUACCUGGGCGAUGAUUCUAGCAGUCGCUCGCGCGGUCUGACGCUUGCCUUUUCCAAACUCUGGCGUCAACCUGCUAUUACGACAGUCAAGGCCCUCCGUACUAGUGUGCGCACGGAAGAGAUACUCGCUUUCAUCUAUCUACUUCGUAUGGAGCUUGUCCGUGGAGCCUGGACCUCUCUUUACGUCGAUUCUACUGGCCCUGAUUCGGAGGGCAACGAAUCCCCUCCAGACGGUGUCAUCACACUCAUCGCCGAUCUUCUCGGGCGUUGUGUGGAUGCCAUUGGCUCCGGGGGCUGGCUGUUGAACGAUACCAUGGCAUGGGCGGACAAGUCGGAAACGGGCGACUUUUUGACGGCGCUCAAACUGGAGGUGACGGCUGCCCUGGAGGGCAUCGAGGAAGCUGUGCACAUCAACGGCGUGGUGAGCGAGGCGGUGCGGUACGGCCAAGCGGUGCAGAAGAGCGGGGUCGGGCGGCAGGUGUCGCGGACGGGCAGCAAGCCGAUGACGAUACAGUUGGAGAACCAGGAGGCGCGGAUGCUACCGCUGGGGCUCAAGGCGAAGAUGUUGCCAACGAAGGAGAAGAUCGUGUCCGGCGGCGAGGUUGUGCAACGCAGCGUGAGAGAGACGGGCCACCUCAUCAGUCAAAAGGUGGACGCGUAUUCGGUAGAGAAAUUGGCAAUUUAG